Oldenlandia corymbosa var. corymbosa is the source of this 1179-nucleotide messenger RNA. Lineage: Eukaryota; Viridiplantae; Streptophyta; Magnoliopsida; Gentianales; Rubiaceae. The record is from the annotation of a GenBank genome assembly.
AUGGCAAAGAGGGUGCUCAACAUCACCAUUUUCUUAUAUUGCUUGAUCAUAACAAAUGCUCAAGUUUUUGACAUCAUAAAUUAUGGUGCAAAAGCUGGUGGUGCUGACAUUAGCAAGGCUCUUUUGAAUGCUUGGAAAGCUGCAUGUACUUCUUCAAAACCAAGUAUAGUUUUGAUUCCAAAGGGCACAUUUACAUUGAAGGAAGUAUAUCUAUUAGGUCCUUGCAAGGCACCUCAGAUUGCAAUCACUAACCAAGGCUCGGUCGUUGCCCUCCCUCAACCGACAUCAGUGAAAGCGGACAAUGAAUGGAUAAUGAUACAAUAUGUUGACCAUCUCACCAUUAAUGGCAAUGGUGUGUAUGAUGGUGUCGGAGCUAAGUCAUGGACACUAAACAGAGAACAUUGUUGGAAUACUACACAAUGCAAUCAAUUUCCAAACAAUUUUGGCCUCCAUAACCUCAAGCAUUUAACGGUUAGGGACAUAACAUCCAAAGAUGCCAAAUCAUUUCAUUUUAUUAUAAGUGAUGUUCAGAAUGCGACAUUUCAAAAUCUAAAAGUCACUGCACCUGAAAAUAGUCCAAACACAGAUGGCAUCCACAUUGGAAAGAGUAGACAAGUAACCAUCAAGGACUCAUCCUUCAAAACAGGUGAUGAUUGCGUCUCCAUUGGGGAUGACACUCAAGGAGUGAACAUUACAAGAAUUAGCUGUGGACCUGGCCACGGAAUCAGUAUCGGAAGUCUCGGAAAGUAUAAUAAUGAGAAGCCCGUCGUAGGAGUCUGGGUGACCAACAGUAAUCUCUCCAACACCAUGAAUGGUGUUAGAAUCAAAACUUGGGCGUAUUCCCAACCAAACGAAGCAUCCAAUAUGCAUUUUGAAAACAUUCGAAUGGAUAACGUUGGCAACCCAAUCAACAUUGACCAACUUUAUUGUCCAUCUGGUGGUUGCAAUAUGAAUAUGCCAUCAAGGGUUAAACUCAGCAAAAUCAGCUUCAAAGGCAUUAGAGGGACUUCAUCAACUCCGGUCGCCGUGAAUCUAGUUUGUAGUGCUACAUUCCCAUGUCAAGGUGUGGAGAUUGGGAACAUUGAUUUGAAAUUCAAAGGAGGUGAUGCACAAUUCAUUUGCUCAAAUGCAAGGCCAGCAUUUUCUGGCAAACAAAACCCUAAGAUAAAUUGCAGAUAA